Molecule: messenger RNA, 1304 nt
Organism: Amoebophrya sp. A25
Lineage: Eukaryota; Dinophyceae; Syndiniales; Amoebophryaceae
Source: the annotation of a GenBank genome assembly
CGGCGCGGAAGCGGGCGCCGCGGCAACAACCGAGGGAGAAGUCGAUAGCGCCGAUGCUCCCGAAGAUGAUGAAUUUGUUAUGACUUUGUCUCAAAGUAUGGGAAGGGGAACAGUGAAAGACCAAAUAUCAUUGUCAGUACACAUGUCAGUACAACAGGCUUUACUUCUCAGAGUCUUUAGUUAAGACCAAUCUAUCAGUAACAGUAUCAAACUCUGCAGUCUCUUUCUGUCACAUCCUAUCGAUCCGUCUUGCUUCGACAUGGAGGAUUCAUAGUACUCAAAUGAAUCAGUAACUUCAGCGGGUCGCUCUUCUACAAAAUUACCACGAUCUACUUGCUUCUAAGAACCCAUCGCCACCCCCGCUAGAAUCAGACGAACCUGAACCUUUCGCUCCGAAAGAGGGCGCUUUGUCCGAGAAAGAUCGGAAAGAUAAAGUCACUGCCCUGGUCGCCCAAACGGAUGCCUGGUUGCGGAAAGUGCAUCAGCACUAUCAAGAUUAUGCUUACGUCGCCUUUGUGGCUCCACAUGCAAAUGGUAACGUCAGCGAAUUAGUGAAGCAGAUCAUGGCGUAUGCGCGGCAAGUAAAAACGUCUGAGGUUCUGACGCCGCAUGCGAUCCAACAGACAUUCGCGCUACUGCGAAAGCACCUGAUCGAAAGACCUCUGUUGUUCUGUGCACCACGUUCUGGCCGUCACGCAAGCGAAAAACGGAUCUUGCGUUUAGAGCAAGCGACUGGGGACUUCAGUAGCUGGAAAGUCGCUGCACUCCCACCACCAGAUCCAGAAGCGAGCUCGCAGUUUGCGUCGCUCAUGGGUCUAAAAACGUGGAAUUCCGGAAACGCAGCAGCAGCCAAAGCGGCUUCGUCCAUUACAACCACUCCUGCUUUGGUAGGAAGUGGGAGCACAGGCAAUUGGAAUGGCAAUCAUGCUUCUCCUGCAACAAAUUCCAAUGAGGGAAAUAACGCGACUAUUCCCGAGAAAGAAAAGGGCUCCCUUAUUUCAGGAGAAACUACUUCUAUUUCUGGCGGUGGCGUAUUGAUGCAGAAGGCUGCAGCACUUGCUUCUGGCGAGCCACCCGCCAGUGCAUCUCCCAAAGCAAGAACCAAGGCUGGAGCUACUUCCUUACCACCCGCAGUGACGAAGUCAUAACUUGUAGUUGUACGAGACCAGAGAAUAUGCUGUACUUAGUCUUGGAACAAGCAUCUACCGAGGAGAUUUGAAACAAGAGAAUUUGAAAGAGGUUUGAUUUUUUGAAAGUAGAGGUACUCACAACUUCAUCGACUUGAAGAUGGACCGGCAGCGAAC